AUGUGGACCGAGUUGCUAAGCCUCCUAUCGCACCCCCUUGCCGUACCCCUCCCCACACUAAGCUCCGUUCUCUUUAUUCCUCUUUUAAAUCAAGCCACGAAUGGGAGCACCGCGACACCCACACCCACAUCCGCAUCGGGGCUCACGGAGUCGGAGCGGUUGGCGGCCAUCAUUGUCCCCUCCCUAGUCGGGGGUCUCCUGCUUAUUGGACUUGUGAUCUUCGGGGCGCUCAAGGUGCGGGAGAGGCGGCAGACGGAGGGCACCUACCGGCCCAGCAACGAGGAGCAGGUGGGUGCUCGGGUGGUGACGAACGCUAACCUCCAACUGCCCCCCGAGGAGCGGCUGAUCUGACCCGGGGGGAGGGGGGGGUCACACACACCCCCUCCCCGGACUGGCAGACUCUGUACCGGCUGGACCCUGCGGUUCCAGAGCCAGCUGC
Messenger RNA from Terrapene triunguis (Three-toed box turtle), 439 nucleotides. RefSeq names its product crumbs cell polarity complex component 3 (gene CRB3). Lineage: Eukaryota; Metazoa; Chordata; Testudines; Emydidae. The transcript is spliced from 3 exons. Bases 1 to 351 code for a protein of 116 amino acids. The record is from RefSeq and is a predicted model, not a curated record.